CUGGGAAACAGCAUUGCCCUCUUGCAAUGUUUCAUGCCUCACCUUCCUUCCUUCGCGCCAUUACGCCGGCGCUCAAGAGUUGUUUUCCUCAGACCCAACCACAAAACUAUAAAGCGAGAGGCCACGACCCUCUCGAUACUCCAAUCAUGCAGACACAUGGAAGAGCUGAAGCAAGUUCACGCUCAUCUCGUCGCAACCAAUCAAAUCAAACACACACUGACAGCCACAAAAAUGGUGGAAUCCUAUGCGAUCAGGGCGUCUAACAUCGGUUUCGCUUUCCGGGUUUUCAACACCAUAGAUAAUCCCGAUUCCUACGCGUGGACCACCAUGAUUCGAGCCUUUAUUCACGCUAAAAACCCUGACAAAGCCAUCGAGUUCUACGGGUUGAUGAGAGCAAGAGCCGUUGAGUUGAACAGGUUCACGUUUCUGUUCGUGCUCAAGGCUUACGGGUUAAAACCCAGUUACCAGGAAGGCAAGACUCUUCAUGGCAUGAUUCUGAAAUUUGGCCAUGUCGGUGAUCUGUUUAUCCACAAUGCGCUUAUUAAUAUGUACUCGAAAUGCGGAGAUGUUGGAGCUGCAUUCCAAGUGUUCGAUGAAAUGCGUUUUGAUAGUACCGUUGUCCAUAAUACAAUGAUAUUGAGCUAUUUUGCUGCUGGGAACAUCGAAAAUGGGCGCAAGUUAUUUGAUGAAAUGCCCAAGAGAGAGAUUGGGUCAUGGAAUGCUGUCAUUGGUUAUGCGCAGAGCGGGAGAGCCAUGGACGCUUUGAAACUUUUCAAGGAAAUGCAGUUUCUGGGUGUUGAUACAGAUAGUGUAACAAUGACCAGUGUGCUAGCAGCUUGUGCACAGAUUGGAGCAUUAGAUAUGGGAAGGUGGGCUCAUGCUUAUGUGAAUAGGAAACAAUUGACGAGGGAAGAUCUUUUUUUGAGUACUUCUCUUGUUGACAUGUAUGCAAAAUGUGGGUGCAUGGAGACAGCAUUCAAGUUGUUUCGGAGCUUGAAGAGAAGGAAUCUGUGCACCUGGAAUGCUAUGUUAUGCGGGCUUGCCGUUCAUGGCCAGGGAUAUGCCGCAUUGGAGCUGUUCAAAGAAAUGGAACUCUCUGGCGUGAACCCUGAUGAAGUUACCUUUAUUGCUGUUUUAUCUGCUUGUAAUCAUGUGGGUUCGGUUGAUGAAGGGUGGAAGCAGUUCAAGCGGAUGCAGGAAGAGUUCAAGAUUAGUCCGAAAAUUGAGCAUUAUGGUUGUAUUGUAGAUCUUCUAGGUAGAAGAGGGCUGAUUGUGGAAGCAAAAGAGGUAAUCAGAUCCAUGCCAAUGAAGCCGAAUGUGGUUAUAUGGGGAGCUUUGCUGAAUGCUUGCAGGAUUCAUGGAUACACAGACAUUAGUCAGGAUUUGAUGGGUUAUCUCCAGAGUUUAGGUCCGGAAGAUAAUGGUUGUCAGGUACUAUUGUCGAAUAUACUAGCUGCGAAUAAUAAAUGGGGCGAGGUGGAGAAAACAAGGAAGAUGGUGAGAGGAGUGGAGAAGAAGAAGAUACCCGGGUGUAGUUCCAUUGAAGUAGGGAGGGAGGUCCAUGAGUUCUUUGUACAGGACAGAUUAAAUUCUAAUUGGGUCAAGGUGAGUGAGGUUGUAGAAAGGCUUAGCUCUCACUUGGAAAUUGAGGGUUACAUGCCAAAUCUAUCUUUGGCUUUGGGCAUUGACGAUGACUAGCUUACACAACAAACUUGAAAGAAUGAUUUCCUAUAA
Messenger RNA from Carica papaya (papaya), 1734 nucleotides. Its product is annotated as pentatricopeptide repeat-containing protein At5g66520-like. Gene Ontology annotation, biological process: RNA modification. NCBI's taxonomy places the organism in Eukaryota, Viridiplantae, Streptophyta, Magnoliopsida, Brassicales, Caricaceae. The record is from RefSeq and is a predicted model, not a curated record. Gene Ontology annotation, molecular function: RNA binding; protein binding.